Messenger RNA from Phanerochaete carnosa HHB-10118-sp, 1341 nucleotides. RefSeq lists its product as uncharacterized. Lineage: Eukaryota; Fungi; Basidiomycota; Agaricomycetes; Polyporales; Phanerochaetaceae. The record is from RefSeq and is a predicted model, not a curated record. The transcript is spliced from 3 exons. Bases 1 to 1341 code for a protein of 446 amino acids.
AUGUCAGCAAUCUACAGCGCAAUCAAGUUGCUCUCAGACGAUGCCAUGAUACACCUGUGGAAGCUUGGCCGGAGAUGGCUAGUUGCAUACUGCUACGAUAACUUCGACGUGAUGCUCAAGAGUGUGAAAUGGACCCAGGAGGCAUCACGUGUACCAUUAUUGAAGCACCUUACAUCUGGUUUAUUUAUAUCCCUACCUCCUGGUACUGUGAAGGCUGAUCUUUGGUGCUCUAAAUAUUUGUGGCAACAAUCGUGCAUUAAUGAUACACUCCCAGACGAUCAUCCAGGGCUCGCGCUAAAGCCAGAGUUCAUGCGCAUGCUUGAGCUCUACCCACAGAACUGGGAACAUGACCAGGCAGGCAUGAAUGAGAUGGACAGAUGGAACAAAUGGAAAUUUGCUAGUGAUCUGAUCCUCUAUGGUCCGCAGUAUUUCUGCCAAUUUGCCUUGAGCCUCGAGCCACCUGAAACUUUUGAUGCCAUUCCACUCUCAAAGACCGAGUGCACACCUGCAAAGGCAAUGAAUAUUCCCAAUUUUACAGUUGCCAGAAAUAUCAAGACAAUCGUAAACUUACUGAAGCAGAGGGGCAUAUACUCAGAGGAUUCAGCGCCUCACCGGCCGCAGACCCAACAGACCUCCAGCAGUGAUGCUUCAGAUGACAAGGAUGACGAUGACAAAAUGAAGAGACCAAAGCCCAUUGACAACUACAUCGUUCUAUUCCACGGUGAUCUGGGAACAGGCAAGCGCAUUGCCCAGGCAUUGAAACACUGCGCGAUCGAGAAGAGUCCAUGGGACUGGCUGCAAUUUGUUAUCUACAUCUUCAGCCUGUUUCACUUGAAGAUGGCCUAUGCCAAUGCUAUCUGGCACAUGUUCAUACAGCCGCUGCUCGCACGGCUCAAUUUAAUGUCUGUCAUGCACCAUGUCACCAUCCUACAAGAGAAAGAGACUGGCAUCAUUGGGAAAGACCCAGGCUUUUGGAGGAUGCAUCAGAUAAUCACUCACAAUCGACGGUGCCGACACCUGAACUGCUGGCAGACUGAAAUACACAAGUGUGAAGGCCAUGAAACACUAGAAAACACAGGCGAACGCAUCGAUACCCUCCAAAGCAUGCCAGAGAGAGACGAGCAGUUUGAGAACGGACUGGUCAUCAACAAAUACUACUUGCUCUAUGAGCAGCUGACGUACGCAAUGAAUGUCAGCAACACUGAAUCGGUCGAAGCAUGCCUUGUUCCAUGGACCCUCAUCUUCAAGGCUGUCAGGAAGCACAAAUAUGCAGCAGAAAUGAUUAAGCACAUGACGAAUGUCCACUUCAUCUACCCACCAGGGCUUAAACGGGUGGUCUGA